UGGUGCAGUAUAAAGGAGAUGACAGCUGGAUUGGUUUGACUUUCAGCAAGCAGUUAUAUCAAUAUUUUUGGGUAGAUAAUUCAUCUUCAGUAUUUCAGAAUGCAUGUUGUUGAUCUCUUUACUGAACAUACUGGAAGAGCCUUUUACUUGCCUACUGGGAAAGCUCCAAAGUAUACUACUUUAGAUAAAGCCAAAGAUGCUUGUUUAGUUUUGCGAAAGUGUACUGGAGUGGUAGAAGCAGCAAAAGAUUUCAUGUUGCACACUGGUAUGGAGAUAUAUAGCACUGGGGACAAAAAAGUGAAGACCUGGAUCAAAUCAGAUUGUACUGCUGGAAGGUUUGGGAAAAUGUGUGAGCAUAAGUGCCAAACGUGUGAUGACGAUGUUCCAUGCAACCCACAUACAGGAUUGUGUGGAGACAGCUUGUUCUGCAACAAAACGGAUAGAACUUUCACUUGUGAAAAAGGGAGCUUGAUUGGUGGGAGGUGUCCUACUGAAGAUGGCUGGAUAUACUGGUAUGGCAGUUGUUAUUACAUUAAUGGAACAGAAAUCCAAGACUGGAUGCAGGCAGACGAUAUGUGUAGAAAGUAUAGCGGCACAGACCUUCUCUGGAUUACCAGUGAAGUUGAGAAGAAAGCACUUCUUUCUUUACUGCCCAGAGGAGACUACUGGACUGGCCUUCAUGGGAAUUGGUUUUGUAGCCAUUUGCAUUGGUCACACAGACAUGCUAUAUUUACUCCUUCAGAAUGGUUAUGGACUGGGCAGUGGACAUUCUAUUGGGCAUGCUGUGUACAUCUGACAGUUCCUGAAGGUGAAAUGACAGGAACUCGCUGUGGUAGGAAAGCAUCAUUCAUUUGCAAGAAAAGAGAGGAAGGUAAUACAAAUGAACACUUAGAUACAAAGUAA
Molecule: messenger RNA, 903 nt
Organism: Anolis sagrei ordinatus
Lineage: Eukaryota; Metazoa; Chordata; Lepidosauria; Squamata; Anolidae
Source: RefSeq, a predicted model, not a curated record